AUGACUUAUAAUCGGAUCGCUGUUUACGGACAUCGAGGCUGGGUCAGCUCUGCUGUCUUCGCCGCCCUCGUGAAAUCCGGCGCCCCUGUCAAGGUUCUCUAUCGUCCAAGCUCUGACGUUAGUGAUCUCCCCAAAGGUGUCCCAUCUAUCGAGGUGGACAUGGACGACCAAGAGGCCGUUGAAGCCGCGUUGCAGGAUGUCGACAUUGUCAUCUCCUUGGUCGGCCAAGAGGGUAUUACUCGACAACAUGGGCUCGUGAACGCCAUUCCUCAAACGAAUGUCAAACUUUUCGUUCCUUCGGACCUCGCAUUCCGUUGCGAUGAACAAGGACUGCAAAUCGCAGUGAAUCGGGGAAAAAUCGAAGUGGAGGAAGCUGCGAAGAGAAAAGGCAUCCCGACAACUAUUGUUCUUCCUGGGCUUUUCGCAGAGUCUUUCUUGUGUACUGGUAUGGUUGGAGUAGAUAUAGCCAAGAAUCGAAUCGUCUUCUCUGGGGACAGCGAACACCAACUCGUGAACAUUUGCACGAGAGAAUACGUCGCAGCUGCAUAUGCCGCCCUCUUCGCCACAAGACCCAUCUCCGAGUUGGAAAACAGAGCCAUCGGUCUAUCAGAGAUUCAAGCUACGGGCGGAGAAGUUGCCAAAGCCUUGGAAAAGAGACACAAUGCUUCUCCUACGAUCUUCCGACACAGUUUAGAGGAAGUGGAUCGCCAAGUGGAAUACCACUUGCAAAAGGGGCUGUCUCUCGCCAAUCUAUGGUAUUGUCGCAGGGUCUGGGGGGCUGGUAAACUUCCAGAGCUGAUUGGAUCGGACAUAUGGGAGGUGGAGGAUUACAAGAAGAUGACUUUGGAGGAGUUGAUUGUUGAUGGUAAACUGGUCGGGUACCGUGAGGUGUCGCCGGAGUUCGAGGCAAUUGUUGAUGGGAUGUUUUAUUAA
Molecule: messenger RNA, 933 nt
Organism: Penicillium canariense
Lineage: Eukaryota; Fungi; Ascomycota; Eurotiomycetes; Eurotiales; Aspergillaceae
Product: NmrA-like family protein
Exons: 4
Coding region: 1-933 (310 amino acids)
Source: RefSeq, a predicted model, not a curated record